Messenger RNA from Oncorhynchus keta (chum salmon), 6769 nucleotides. RefSeq lists its product as uncharacterized. The transcript has 2 exons. Lineage: Eukaryota; Metazoa; Chordata; Actinopteri; Salmoniformes; Salmonidae. The coding region runs from base 1 to 1737 and encodes 578 amino acids. The record is from RefSeq and is a predicted model, not a curated record.
AUGAUUAGACUGCAUCAACUGUUUCAUUGGAUGAUGUUAAUGGGUCAACUGUUUCAUUGGAUGAUGUUAAUGGCUCAACUGUUUCAUUGGAUGAUGUUAAUGGCUCAACUGUUUCAUUGGAUGAUGUUAAUGGCUCAACUGUUUCAUUGGAUGAUGUUAAUGGGUCAACUGUUUCAUUGGAUGAUGUUAAUGGCUCAACUGUUUCAUUGGAUGAUGUUAAUGGCUCAACUGUUUCAUUGGAUGAUGUUAAUGGGUCAACUGUUUCAUUGGAUGAUGUUAAUGGGUCAACUGUUUCAUUGGAUGAUGUUAAUGGCUCAACUGUUUCAUUGGAUGAUGUUAAUGGCUCAACUGUUUCAUUGGAUGAUGUUAAUGGGUCAACUGUUUCAUUGGAUGAUGUUAAUGGGUCAACUGUUUCAUUGGAUGAUGUUAAUGGCUCAACUGUUUCAUUGGAUGAUGUUAAUGGCUCAACUGUUUCAUUGGAUGAUGUUAAUGGCUCAACUGCUUCAUUGGAUGAUGUUAAUGGCUCAACUGUUUCAUUGGAUGAUGUUAAUGGCUCAACUGUUUCAUUGGAUGAUGUUAAUUGAUCAACUGUUUCAUUGGAUGAUGUUAAUGGCUCAACUGUUUCAUUGGAUGAUGUUAAUGGCUCAACUGUUUCAUUGGAUGAUGUUAAGGGCUCAACUGUUUCAUUGGAUGAUGUUAAUGGCUCAACUGUUUCAUUGGAUGAUGUUAAUGGCUCAACUGUUUCAUUGGAUGAUGUUAAUUGAUCAACUGUUUCAUUGGAUGAUGUUAAUGGGUCAACUGUUUCAUUGGAUGAUGUUAAUGGCUCAACUGUUUCAUUGGAUGAUGUUAAUGGCUCAACUGUUUCAUUGGAUGAUGUUAAUUGAUCAACUGUUUCAUUGGAUGAUGUUAAUGGCUCAACUGUUUCAUUGGAUGAUGUUAAUGGCUCAACUGUUUCAUUGGAUGAUGUUAAUGGCUCAACUGUUUCAUUGGAUGAUGUUAAUGGCUCAACUGUUUCAUUGGAUGAUGUUAAUGGCUCAACUGUUUCAUUGGAUGAUGUUAAUGGCUCAACUGUUUCAUUGGAUGAUGUUAAUGGCUCAACUGUUUCAUUGGAUGAUGUUAAUGGCUCAACUGUUUCAUUGGAUGAUGUUAAUGGCUCAACUGUUUCAUUGGAUGAUGUUAAUGGAUCAACUGUUUCAUUGGAUGAUGUUAAUGGCUCAACUGUUUCAUUGGAUGAUGUUAAUGGCUCAACUGUUUCAUUGGAUGAUGUUAAUUAAUCAACUGUUUCAUUGGAUGAUGUUAAUGGCUCAACUGUUUCAUUGGAUGAUGUUAAUGGCUCAACUGUUUCAUUGGAUGAUGUUAAUGGCUCAACUGUUUCAUUGGAUGAUGUUAAUUAAUCAACUGUUUCAUUGGAUGAUGUUAAUUGAUCAACUGUUUCAUUGGAUGAUGUUAAUUGAUCAACUGUUUCAUUGGAUGAUGUUAAUUGAUCAACUGUUUCAUUGGAUGAUGUUAAUUGAUCAACUGUUUCAUUGGAUGAUGUUAAUGGGUCAACUGUUUCAUUGGAUGAUGUUAAUUGAUCAACUGUUUCAUUGGAUGAUGUUAAUGGGUCAACUGUUUCAUUGGAUGAUGUUAAUUGAUCAACUGUUUCAUUGGAUGAUGUUAAUUGAUCAACUGUUUCAUUGGAUGAUGUUAAUGCUACAACAUGAUUGUGCUUCUAUAAUCAUAUUACAGAAUUCCUGAUUGUGUGAAUCCAACUACACGUUUGCUAUGAUACAGUAUGUUUGAUAUCUUACUUGUUUUUCAGUGUCGGGCGCAUAUGGUUUAAUCUAAUACAUGAUAAAAAUAAAAAAACACAUGAAAGAAUUUUGGACUGAGCUCCCCUCUCCAUGUAGAUAUAGAGUUGUUUUGCCCUCAUCUCUGUCCUGUCAGAUGAUUCAUGCCAUUGGUGGAUACAUUGCAGACUUCAUAUUCCAACUCUCUAGAAAUAGGGAUUGUCAAGCUUCCUUGGUAUCGGUCACUUCAACGUCAACUGCCCUAAUAAGUAGACUGUCAUCAUUGUAGUCUACAUUAUAUCAACUUGAAGCGAUCAAUGUAUGUUUUUAUUUGGUUUAAGAGGUUUAUUGGUCAUUUGUAACUUAAAACAUGGGACAGGAAUACUUUUGUCUAUGUAAUAUAAAAUAAUAAAAGUAUACUUUUUCACGGCCACCUACAUGGGGUCUGCCAUAGAUUUCCUAUGAUUGCAGAAAUGCUCUGUAUUGCAAAUACCCUUUAGCCAAUGAACAGUACUGAAGCAUUUAGUAUUUUAGCACAUUUUCUAAGCUCCAAGGAUGAAAGUAAAGGCCACAAAUGUAUUUGAAAUGUCCACAUGUGACAUGGUAACUUCAUUUAAAAUGAUGAUAUGGAGGUAAUGGGCAUUAUGUUUACAUGAAUAAAUGCCACCAGUGGUGAUUGCUUCAUGUUGCACCAUUUGAAUAAAAAAUAUGCUUUGUAUAUGUGAGCGUUCUUAUUUGGGAUUCAUGCAAAUAACAAAAUAAUAUUGUGAUUAAUAUUGAAUUGGGUUGUAUUAAGCUGUGGAAUGUAUGGAUAUUUUGUUGUGGUAUUUAAAUGUUAACAGGUGAAGCUGUGAAAAAUGCUGAAAAAGCACAUUUUCCUGUUGAUAGUUUCUGAUGUACAAUCUGUAAAGAAUGUGUAUGUUUGUAUUUUACAUUUCGGUUACUGGUCCAGUGCUCUAACCACUAGGCUACGCUGCCGUGUAUCAAAAAUGUUCCACCACCCAAAGGACAUCCAGUCAACUUGGCACAACUGUGGGAAGCAUUGGAGUCAACAUGGACCAGCAUCCCUGUGGAACGCUUUCGACACCUUGUAGAGUCCAUGCCCCGAGGGCAAAGGGGGGUGCAACUCAAUAUUAUGAAAGUGUUCCUAAUGUUUUCGUGUGUAUAGACAGUAUGGACAGUAUAGGAAUAGAAAAGGUGUGUACAGUAGUUAUAUAGGAUGAGCCUUGACUGGAAUACAGUAUAUACAUAUGAAGUGUGCAAAACAGGAUGUAAACAUAUUAAAGUGACCAGUGUUCCAUGUCAACAGUUGAAGUCAGAAGUUUACAUACACCUUAGCCAAAUACAUUUAAACUCAGAUUUUAGCCUAAUUCCUGACAUUUAAUCCUAGUAAAAAAUUCCUUGUCUUAGGUCAGUUAGGUUCACCACUUUAGUUUAAGAAUGUGAAAUGUCAGAAUAAUGGUAGAGAGAACGAUUUAUUUCCACUUUUAUUACUUUCAUCACAUUCCCAGUGGGUCAGAAGUUUACAUACACCCAAUUUGAAUUUGGUAGCAUGUCCUUUAAAUUGUUUAAAUUGGGUCAAACAUUUCGGGUAGCCUUCCACAAGCUUCCCACAAUAAGUUGGGUGAAUUUUGGCCCAUUCCUCCUGACAGAGCUGGUGUAACUGAGUCAGGAUUGUAGGCCUCCUUGCUCGCACAUGCUUUUUCAGAUCUGCCCGCAAAUUUUCUAUAGGAUUGAGGUCAGGGCUUUGUGAUGGCCACUCCAAUACGUUGACUUUGUUGUCCUUACGCCAGGGUCAUUGUCUAUUUGGAAGACCCAUUUGCGACCAAGCUUUAACUUUAACUGAUGUCUUGAGAUGUUGCUUCAAUAUAUCCACAUACUUUUCCUCCCUCAUGAUGCCAUCUAUUUUGUGAAGUGCACCAGUCCCCCCUGCAGCAAAGCACCCCCACAACAUGAUGCUGCCACCCCCGUGCUUCACGGUUGGGAUGGUAUUCUUCGGCUUGCAAGCCUCACCAUUUUUCCUCUAAACAUAACGAUGGUCAUUAUGGCCAAACUGUUCUAUUUUUGUUUCAUCAGACCAGAGGACAUUUCUCCAAAAAGUACGAUCUUUGUCCCCAUGUGCAUUUGCAAACUGUAGUCUGGCUUUUUUGUGGCGGUUUUGGAGCAGUGCCUUCUUCCUUGCUGAGCGGCCUUUCAUGUUAUGUCAACAUAGGACUUGUUUUACUGUGGAUAUAGAUACUUUUGUACCUGUUUCCUCCAGCAUCUUCACACGGUCCUUUGCUAUUGUUCUGGGAUUGAUUUGCACUUUUCGUAUCAAAGUAUAUUCAUCUGUAGGAGACAGGACGCAUCUCCUUCCUGAGCGGUAUGACGGCUGCAUCCUCCCAUGGUGUUUAUACUUGCGUACUAUUGUUUGUACAGAUGAACGUGGUACCUUCAGGCAUUUGGAAAUUGCUCCCAAGGAUGAACCAGACUUGUGAAGGUCUGCAAAAAAAAAUUCUGAGGUCUUGCUGAUUUAUUUGGAUUUUCCCAUGAUGUCAAGCAAAGAGGCACUGAGUUUGAUGGUAGACCUUGAAAUAAAUCCACAGGUACAACUCCAAUUGACUCAAAUUGUGUCAAUUACCCUAUCAGAAGCUUCUAAAGACAUCAUUUUUAUUUAUUUUUUCAAGCUGUUUAAAGGCACAGUCAACUUAGUGUAUGUGAACUUCUGACCCACUAAAAUUGUGAUACAGUGAAUUAUAAGUGAAACAAUCUGUAAACAAUUGUUGGAAAAAUUACUUGUGUCAUGCACAAAGUAGAUGUCCUAACCGACUUGUCAAAACUAUAGUUUGUUCACAAGAAAAUUGUGGAGUGGUUGAAAAACGAGUUUUAAUGACUCCAACCUAAGUGAAUGUAAACUUCCGACUUCAACUGUAUGUAUAUAGGGCAGCAGUCUCUAAGGUGCAGGGUAAAGUAGCGGGUGGUAGCCGGCUAGAAACCGUGACCAAGGUUCAGGACAGAGUACUGGGGGGUGGAGGCCAGCUAGUGGUGACUGUUUAACAGUCUGAUGGCCUGGAGAUAGAAGCUGUGUUUCAGUCUCUCUGUCCUAGCUUUGAUGCACCUGUACUGUCUACACCUUCUAGAUGGUAGAAGGGUGAACAGACCGUGGCUCGGUGGCUGGGGUUUUUGAUUAUAUUCUUGGCCUUCCUUUGACACCUGGUGCUGUAGAUGUCCUGGAGGGCAGGCAAUGUGACCCCGGUGAUGCAUUGGGCUGACCACACCACUCUCAGUUGCCGUACCAGGCAGAGAUACAGCCCGACAGAAUGCUCUCGAUGGUGCAUCUGUAGAAGUUUGUGAGGGACUUAGGGGCCAAACCAAAUUUAUUUAGCCUCCUGAGGAUGAAGACGCACUGCUGUCAGUGUGGAGUGAACAUUUCAGGUCGUCAGUGACCUUGGCCAGGACUGUCACCUCCUCCCUGUCGGCUGUCUCAUUGUUGUUGUUAAUCAGGCCUACCACUGUUGUAUCGUCAGCAAACUUAGUUGGCAACGUGCAUGGCAAUGCAGUCAGGAGUGAACAGGGAGUACAGGAGGCGGCUGAGCACGCACCACUGUGGGGCCCCCUUGUUGAGGAUCAGUGUGGUGUAGGUGUUGUUCCCUACCUUCACCACUUGGGGUCGGCCCGUCAUGAAGUCUAGGACCCAGUUACACAGGGCGGGGUUCAGACCCAAGGCCAGCAUUCAUACAUUUAACAUUGUAAACUAAUCUCUUCUAUACUGCAUAUCAAAACAACAACGCAUGAUAUAGUAUAACGUAACACAUUUUAUUAUUCAUAAACAUUUACAUUUACUUCUCUCACUACUGCUUAUUUAAUUACCACCAGAUGGUCUUAUUUUUAAAUAGACACAAUAUAUCACAUUUAAGAAGUGUUAUUAUAAGUAUGCUUCCUGUCAGUUCAGGUGUGAUUCUGAGUUCCUAACUUCAGAGUAGUUCCUCUACGUGCUGCCUGAGUAGGGUCCUUAGUCCGAGUCUGAGACCCAGAUGGCUCACUAUUCCCUAGUGUUCUUCUUUUGACUUGGGCCCAUGGAGCUGUGGUCAAAAGUAGGGGACUACUGUAUAUAUAUGUUACCAUUUGGGACGAAUCCAGCGAGACCAAGCACUGAUAGCAAGCUGAUAUCCCCAGUAAAUGCAGAUCAACCUAUCUGCAGUAAGCAUAGGAUAAGCCUACCCAGUUCUUAUUGUGGUGUCUUCUGUACUUCAGCUAAGGGUGUUUUAUUGGUUGUUGUAAAAGGACAUGCUCAAUGAAUCCAAUGAAACCCUUAUCUUGAUUUAAAGGAUUUAGGCAUUAGUGUUUUUUCAAUUAUAGCUACUUGUUCAUGAGGUGCUGUUUGUGCAGAUUGUGCAGAUCUUGUGUUUCUCUAUUAUUAGUGGUGUUCUCUGUUGAAAUUAUAUUUGGUGUACAAUACAAUGAUGAUAUGUGUUUUUCAGGUGAAACAGCUACUGGUUUUGGGGGAAUCAGCAUUGAUGGUCACCAUUUUCGCCAUAUUAUUACUUUUCUAGCGAAUUAUUGGUCUUGCCACAUAACAUCAUGUCUAGUCUAUGUCCAUUAUGUAGUCUGCCCUUACAUUUGUACAGUACCACUUUUAAAAUAAAAUGCAUUUCAUAUAUUGUGAUUCAAAGCUGGUCUGAAGCAGGUUGUUGAUGCAUAAGCAUGAAUCCUAAUUUUCUCAAUGCCCGUUUUUUUGAUUAUGAUAGUGUUGCCAAGAACCACAUUUUAGGUAACAUAGUUUGGCACUAUUCUCUCUUGGAGGGAUGGGGGAUAUUUCUAUUUAAAAAAGUAUAUAUUUUAGGUUUUCCCGAAGCUGAUUUUGCUGCUAUGUAGUAAUUCUUGCAAAACUUUGUUAAAAAUAUUAUGACGCAUCAGUAAGUUAUCAAAGUGUAUGUAGCAACUUAAUGUUUCUGCUAUUGUAUUCACAACUGCCUGACAUUUUUAUUUUGGUAAAAUAAAUAUUUUGUGUGUUAAAUGUG